AGUUGGCGGAGUCACCCACGGAGCAAUAGGCAAGUGGGAGACACGCACGCACGCACGCACGCAGGGACACAGCAUGGAUGCGACGAGUGUGUGCAACAGCAGAUCAGGUUGUCCUGCCUCCGACAGAUGCUUCACGGGACGCUGAGGACGAGGACGGGCUGAGCGGACGAGGGAGUGAACAACAACUAUGUCAGUCUCCAUGGUAACGGACCCGCCUGUCGACUGGUCGCUGGUCUCCGUGACCCCGGCGGGCACGAACGCCACAGGGUGGGAGCGCGACACUCUGCUGGCGGUGGCCGAGGUGGUGAUGCUGGCGGUCAUCCUGGUGAUGGCGCUGCUCGGCAACGGGCUGGUGCUGGUGGUGUUGCUACGGCGACGGCGACACCACAACCCGCUGCACCAGUUCAUGCUCAACCUCUGUCUGGCCGACCUGGUGGUGGCCCUGUUCCAGGUGUUGCCUCAGCUGGUCUGGGACGUCAAGGGCCGCUUCCCUGGCCCCGACUUCCUGUGUCGCCUGGUGAAGUACCUGCAGGUCCUCGGGAUGUUCGCUUCCUCCUACAUGAUCGUGGCCAUGACGAUGGACCGCCACUACGCAAUCUGCUGCCCCCUGCAGGCGCACCGCAGCGGGGCCACCCAGCGCUGGAACACCUUCCUGCUGCUGGCCUGGGGGCUGUCGCUGCUGCUCAGCCUGCCACAGGUUUUCAUCUUCUCCCGUUCAGAGGUAGCUCCAGGAGUGUAUGAGUGCUGGGGCAACUUUGCCGAGUCCUGGGGCCUCAAAGCCUACGUGACCUGGAUGACCCUGGCUGUCUUCAUCCUCCCCGUCCUCACCAUCACCGUCUGCCAGGUGCGAAUCUUCAAGGAGAUCCACAACAGUUUGUACCUGAAGUCGGAGCGCCGCCUGUCCCCCGCCUCCCUCCCUCCGUCCAGACGGGACAGCCAGAGAGGCGGCAGCAGGGGGGCGUCCAGUCUCUCCCUGUAUGUUUCCCCCCUCACGUACAACAACCCCGUUGGCCACACCAGCUCUGAACCCGGCUCCACGUAUCAGCAUCUGCCGAUGGGACCGCUCAGGUCCAGCAGCAUCAAUUCACACUGUGAUCAUCACACCUACACGGCUGAUCAUCGUGCCGAGCUGCAGCCCGAGGUGCUGCCCGACCCUGUGGCGCCCUCUGCUGUCGGCCCCCCCCUGCCCAAGGCCCCCGCCGCCCGCGGUGGAGAGGUGUCAGCGGCCAUGUCGAAGACCGUGAGGAUGACCCUGGUCAUCGUGGUCGUCUACUCGCUCUGCUGGGCCCCGUUUUUUUGUGUGCAGCUGUGGGCCGCCUGGGACCCCAACCCUCCACGGAACGGUGUGGUGUUCACCUUGCUGAUGCUGUUGGCCAGUCUGAACUCGUGCACCAACCCCUGGAUCUACUCGGCCUUCUCCAGCAGCGUCGCUCCGGAGCUCCGUCUGCUGCUGUUCUGUCGCGGCAACACACAGCGACGAGGCUCCAACCCCAGCGAGUCCACGGCCACACACAACUCCAACUACUGAACUACACACACACACACACACACGCACACACACACAGUCAGUGCAACCGCCGCCAUGUCGAACAUCACCGCCCAACAGAGACUGCACCAUCUUGUGUAGAACACAAAACGAGAAUAACUAACGUUUCCACAUUUGUGAACAUUUGUUAAUAAAGGAAUAAGUCAGUUGGACACUUUUGUGAAUCACAAAUGAGGGAUAGAUGAAGAGAAAACAUUAGUUACAUGACGGAAGCUAUGGCUAUAGGACGAGGUUAGCUUAGCGUGAAGUUAGCAUGAAGAGAGGAAAUCAGCUAGCCUGCCUGGCGCCGUCUUAAAGUCACACUUUUUUAAAAAUGUAUGACUUGAAUGAACAGGAUUUAACAUGUUGAUUAGUGAGAUGUAAACAUUUUUAAAACAGAUUUGGCUUUUUAAUUUUUUUUUAACAGUGCCAUAUAAGUGCUUUCCAGUCUUAAUGCUAAGCUAACUGGCAGCUAGCAGCAAGGUAGCCUCCCUCUAUAGGACAGGAAGCAAAUUAAUAUUUCCCAGUGUCCUUAAAGACUCCUGUAAUAAACCUUUGUGUAAAUAUGAUAAACGUAUCCGUGUGAUUUUUGUCCUUUCUUCCAAAGUUUUCGACACAACAAAACAAAACGCAAGGA
Molecule: messenger RNA, 2162 nt
Organism: Scophthalmus maximus (turbot)
Lineage: Eukaryota; Metazoa; Chordata; Actinopteri; Pleuronectiformes; Scophthalmidae
Product: vasopressin V2 receptor-like
Exons: 7
Coding region: 188-1528 (446 amino acids)
Biological process (GO): G protein-coupled receptor signaling pathway; positive regulation of vasoconstriction; regulation of systemic arterial blood pressure by vasopressin
Cellular component (GO): membrane
Molecular function (GO): vasopressin receptor activity; peptide binding
Source: RefSeq, a predicted model, not a curated record